CUAAAAUCGUGCAACAACUUUUUCGUGAAAAGGUGCUAACAAUGUUUUUAGUUAAGUUGAGCUUUUGUUUUGACUAUUCUGUUGGCGUAAGUCAUUCUUUACAAUUAUCUUAGGUUUUACUGAAAAAUAUGUUUGGUUUUACCGAAAGGACAAAAAACCUAAAUUAUUCGGGCCAAAUGUAGCCUUUGCGUGCUCUGAUGUGAGUAGCAACCUACUUGACUGUUUUGUUUCAAAUAGAAAGUAGCCAGUUCUUUUGUAAAGGCUUCUUCACGGAGAGAGAAGUAUCUCCCGGCUCAUCUACUUAAGGCGGUUGAAUGGGCGGAUCAGCUCCCGCCCCCCACUAGGAGUACAUUUACCACUCGCUGAAACCAGCUGCUGUUGAAUCUUUUGCGCACGUGGAAUGCUCCUGUGGAACUUCAAAUUGUGGAACUUAAUUUAGCUUACUUGAAGCGAAGCUCCCCCCCCCCUCCCCAAUAUAUUGGCUUUUUUUUUUUGCAAAGUAAGCUUCUCUUACGUGUGUUCAUGUUAGGCAAGGCAUUUUUCUUAUUCUUCGACAGACUAAACGAAAUUGUUUACCGCGCACACAUCAGCAUAUUUUCAUGUUGGACUAUGUACAUGGUGUAGCUAUUAAAAAGUGAAAGGGCUGCUGGAUUUGAAACGGGCACCUAAUUAUGGUGGACAAAGGUCCGCUAUUGACCUCUGCUAUUAUUUUUUAUCUGUCUAUUGGGGCAGCAAUAUUUCAAGUCCUCGAGGAGCCGAAUUGGAAACUUGCCGUGAAACAGUACGGUGCUCAAAGGGAGAAAAUUCUGAAAGACUACCCCUGUCUUACAAAAGAUGACUUGGACAAGAUUCUUGAGGUGGUGUCUGAUGCUUCAGGACAAGGUGUCACAAUAACUGGAGACAAAACCUUUAAUAACUGGAACUGGCCCAAUGCUGUCAUCUUUGCUGCUACAGUUAUCACAACCAUUGGUUAUGGCAACAUCGCUCCUAAGACCCCUGCUGGCCGGGUCUUCUGUAUCUUCUAUGGGCUCUUUGGAGUGCCGCUGUGUUUCACAUGGAUCAGUGAAUUGGGCAAGUUUUUUGGUGGUCGGGCAAAACACUUGGGCCACUACCUCACCAAGAGAGGGGUCUCACUGCGGAAGACUCAGAUCAUCUGUACUGCCAUCUUUCUUCUGUGGGGUGUUCUGUUGCAUCUGGUCAUCCCUCCAUUCGUCUUCAUGUCACAAGAAGGCUGGACCUACAUCGAGGGCUUAUACUUCUCCUUCGUCACCUUAACUACAAUUGGUUUUGGCGACCUAGUUGCAGGUAUCGACCCCAAUGCAAACUACCCAACCUUGUACCGCUACUUUGUGGAGGUCUGGAUCUACUUAGGCUUGGCUUGGCUCUCACUCUUCUUCAAUUGGAAAGUGCGUAUGGUGGUGGAGGCCCAUAAGGCUCUGAAGAAGCGCAGGAAGCGGCGGAAGCUCUCUCUAGAAGAGCCACGUCACUUUAAGGAGAGCCACAAAACUCUAAGUCUGCCGCCCUCUUCCAAUGAAGUCAAUAUAUUCGGCUUCCUUUCCAAGAGACAAGAGGGCUACAGUGACCUCAUCAAACAGCUGGGCUCAAAGAAGGCGAAUGGGGGCCAUGGUUCAAGCACAAUCAUUGCUGCCAGCAGCAGAUGCAAAGAUCCUAACCGUACCAAGAGCUGUAGCGAUGUGCCCAUCCCCAGUGGCAACCCCAUCCUUAACCUGGACCGCUCUCCAAGGCAGAAACGGCGCUACAGUUUUAGUGACCGGGUGACAGUGGCCUUUUCCAAGUCCAAAAACUACUUAUUGGGCCAGGAGAGUGGGUUGCUCUUGAAUGAGGCCCAAAGUGAAGGAGACCUGGAGGGGGACCAGGAAAGGAUGUAUGAGAACCAACUAGACAAAGAGGCUGGAGAGAACCCCCGAGACCGAGGGAUGGGCAGCUUCAGCGGCAGCAGACGCACCUGGGACUCUAAACAAUACAAAUCAAGGGUCUUUCAGAAUGCCAAUAUUACUUUUAUAGAUGAGGAAAAGCUACACAACAUGGAUGAGGAGGAUACCAAUGACACCAAGGCAAAGCUUUCUGUGACCACAGAUGAGAACAUGGACUCGGACACAGACUCAAAAGAGGAGGCGGACUCCGAGUCAGAGGAGUCUGUCUUCACCACCGAUGGCUCAGACCAUUGCCACUCCUAUGAGCAGCUGGUUGAGGAGUACUCAAAAGAGGACAACACUGAACCUUAGACCGUACUGCCUAAUGCCGGUGGUCCUUGAACACAAACUGCCAAACUGAGUAAAGAAUCUUUUCUUAUCUCUGUAAAAAAAAAUGAAGUGAAGGAUUUGAAAUCAUUUGAAUUUGCAUCCUCCAUUCACCUUCUCCAGUUAAUCCUUGACUUGUCAUGUUGAAUGUUUCAAAUGUAUUCAAUUCAUUUCAAUUCUAUUUCUAUAGCGCCAUAACAAUACAAUUGUCUCUAGACGCUUUACAGAGCCCAGAGCCUGACCCCCCCCCCCCCUUAGUGCAAGCACAAUGGCAAGAAAAAACUCCCUGUUAGUCAGGAAGGAACCUUAAGCAGAACCACAGCACAUAAGGGGGGACCCAUCUGCUUGAGGUCGGCCGGGUGGAGAAAGGAUGGGGGGAUAGGGGGAGCAAAUGCAUCAAAGUAUGUUUCCGGUUGACACUCUCUGAGAACCAAGUUUUUUUUUGUUUUCUUUUUGUUGAAAAAACUUGAAACAGUAAAUGUCUGCUAAUGAACAAAGAUUUUCAGAUUUCCCAAGAUUUCAAUUUAUGUUAUAAAGUUUCUGUAGUUUUUCUUUAUGCCCAUGUGAAAGUGUUUUUGAAAAUCAAUGUAUUUAGUUCAAAUGUCCAGUGUUUCCUGUAGAAAUGUAUCAACUGAUGAUUAACUUGAUCAUAGUACUUGCUAAUUGUUUUAUGAAGAAUGAGGGAAAGGGUUAUCUUUCCUUUCUAUGCACCAUAUUGGUGUUGUAUUUUCACUCAGAAGUAUGGCUCCAUUCCUCCUGUUCUAUUAUAUCCUGUCACUUGUUAUCAAGAUUGAAUGCUCAUUCCAGUUUUAGUCACUUAAAUAUCUAGCGCUAUCUGCGCCUUGUUUCUAUUCAGCAGAUGUCCAGUAAAUGUUACUGGGGAUGUUGGCCAGUUGUCAUGGCAAGCAUAACUGUUUUGGCUCACGUGAGUAAAUCGAAUACUAUAAAUAUCUGGUAUGGUGAAUCCUUGAUUAGAUUAUUUACAUGUACGAUGUAAUUGUUUGAUGGACUCUAAUUACCCCCACAGGUUGCCUGUCACUACAUGACCGUAAGAAUGUUAAUGAAAGAUGGAAUGUAGCAAUUACAUUAUACAGAUUAAACAGAUGAUUAAAUAUUUGUAUUCCAUUGUGUGGACAAAACACAUUUUUUCUGCAAUAAAUAAGUUGCCCAUCUCUUGCUCAUUUCAAA
Molecule: messenger RNA, 3449 nt
Organism: Clupea harengus (Atlantic herring)
Lineage: Eukaryota; Metazoa; Chordata; Actinopteri; Clupeiformes; Clupeidae
Gene: kcnk5a
Product: potassium two pore domain channel subfamily K member 5a
Biological process (GO): stabilization of membrane potential; potassium ion transmembrane transport
Cellular component (GO): plasma membrane
Molecular function (GO): outward rectifier potassium channel activity; potassium ion leak channel activity
Source: RefSeq, a predicted model, not a curated record